This is a messenger RNA of Pneumocystis carinii B80, 1375 nucleotides long. RefSeq lists its product as hypothetical. Bases 46 to 1329 code for a protein of 427 amino acids. NCBI's taxonomy places the organism in Eukaryota, Fungi, Ascomycota, Pneumocystomycetes, Pneumocystales, Pneumocystaceae. The record is from RefSeq and is a predicted model, not a curated record. The transcript has 2 exons.
AUAAUUUUAUAUAAGCUCCCUAUUAUUCAUAUUUUAAAACAGAGAAUGACUCUUAAAAGUCAAUUUUAUGUUGAUUAUGUAUUUAAACGGUCUUUGGGUAUAUGUCAAAAGAGCCAAGAUCUAGAGGUUCCAAUUUUAAAAAUAGAUAUAAAUACAGUAGACACACCAGAUAAAGCACUUAGAAGAGAUAUAUUACUUGGUACAAUCUCAUCAUGGCCAUUUUAUCUUGUUUCAGUUCCUAAAUAUACUCGGAAUACACCAUAUUUCUUACAUUUCUUUGAAAAUGAAGCAAUGUUUGAGAAUAUAAUAGAUAGAAAUGAAGAUAUAAAUGAAACUGAAGAAGAAGAAGUUAGAGAUGAAGGGGACAUUCAUUUAUGGUUGCUUUCUACCAAUGAAAAAGUUAAAUUAAUGAAAAAAAUCAUAUUUAAGCCUCUUUCUAUAAAUAAUAUACCAAUUAUUUCUUUAGAAACAAUAUGGGAUACAAUAAAAUAUACAUUGACACAGGUUUUACUAAGGAGACAUAUAUGUGUAACAGAUGAAAUGGAAUCUAUGUGUGGUGGAUGGAUUGAAGUAAGAAGAGUACAAUUAUAUUCACAGAACAAUAUCAUGGAUAUGAAAUCCAUGGCAGUUCCAGCAGGAGAAGGGAAUAUUUAUAACCAUGCAUGUUUUUCGUAUUUAAAAUAUGGAAUAAUACCAGUUUUAACGAAUACACGGGUUAUUUUUUUUCCAUAUUAUCAUAUGAAUGAUUAUGAUAACCAGACUUCAUAUGAUAAUAAAUUUUGGCCUCCAUCAUCAUCUUUCGAACUUGAAAUUUGGUCAAACACUUCUUCUAAAGAAUUAUUACCAAUUGUCUUUGAAUUAGAUCUUUAUAUUGAAAAAUUAUUAGCAGAUACAAAUCAAUGUUCUCCUGACGCACUUGUUCUAAAUCACUUUCAUGCUGAAUUUAUGACGCCUUAUAAAAGAAAAAUUAACAAUUCUUCAUUAUUGGAUUUUGAAGGUGUCACUGUUAUAGCAGGAGGUCUUGGGAAAACGAUAUUAAUUGUAGUACAACUUCGGAUUAUCCCAUGGAAAAGAACUGCUGUUCCUUUUAAUGUAAAAAUAUGGUCCUUGAAAGCUCAUGUACGAAUACCAAUUAAAGUUAUUCAAGCUGGUUUUUCCUUCAUGCUAGGAAAAAAACCUGAGGCUCAUAAUUGUCAUGAAUAUUGUAUUAAUGAUAAAUAUAAAUUAAUGGAAUCUUAUCAAAACGACGGUUUAGGUUAUUCAACAAGUUUAAAAGAACUCCAUUGUGAAGAAUUGGGAAUUUCUCUCUUAAAUACCGGUUGGUCUUAAAACAAUCAUAUGUUUAUGUUUUUUUCGUCACAUUAUUCAUCUCAUA